Saccostrea cuccullata (small rock oyster) is the source of this 1532-nucleotide messenger RNA. RefSeq names its product ER membrane protein complex subunit 7-like. Gene Ontology annotation, molecular function: carbohydrate binding. Lineage: Eukaryota; Metazoa; Mollusca; Bivalvia; Ostreida; Ostreidae. Bases 51 to 746 code for a protein of 231 amino acids. The transcript has 4 exons. Gene Ontology annotation, cellular component: EMC complex. The record is from RefSeq and is a predicted model, not a curated record.
CAAGACAAAUUGUACUUCCUGUUUUGAAAUUGGUCAUUGUAACAUCGAAAAUGACGAAAGCGAUUAUUUUCAACAGUUUGACAUGUUUCUUUCAUUUAAUUUUAGUUAAUAUAAUGAUAUUUUCUCCUGUUUUAUGUUCUGAUGAUUCUUUUGAGUCAGAGAGCAACGAUCGCUUUAAAAUUGAGGGUAAAGUGACGAUGACAGAUGCACGAAAUUCGGACUGGAUAGGGGCAACUCGUGUUCUUGUCGACGGCGGAGACUAUGUGGGAUAUAUAAGAAGCGAUGGUACCUUUGUUGUCAAUGACCUGCCAUCUGGAACAUAUGUUGUAGAGGUUUCACAUCCAGAUUAUAUUUUUGAGUCUGCUAGAGUUGACAUUACAGCACGAGGAAAGAUGAGGGCUAGAAGGGUUAAUUACUUACAGCCUUCCUUAGUAAAAACAAUGUCAUACCCAUUGGAUUUUAAAGACAGACAGAAGGCAAAAUAUUUCCAAACAAGGGAACAAUGGAGAAUCACCGACUUUUUAAUGAAUCCUAUGGUCCUAACAAUGGUUUUACCUUUGCUUCUGAUAAUGGUGUUGCCCAAAUUAAUGAAUGCUGCAGAUCCUGAAGCUCAGAAGGAGAUGCAGUCACAGAUGAAGGCCUUCAAUGACAAAUCUACAGUGCCUGAUAUAUCAGAAAUGCUGGCUAGCUGGUUUCCAAGUACUGAUAACAAGAAAACAAAACAUAACAAACUUAAAAAGAAAUAGACUCCGAGGGAAAGUGUUAAAAGGAUGUUUUGGUUUUGUGUGGUCAGAGAGAAUGUAGAUGUGGAGUUGAAAAGUGUGUAGAGAAUGUGUUGCAUCAAAUUUGAUCAUAUUUUAAAUUUCAUACAGAGAUGAAAGUGUAUUCAAGGACAUAUAGUUGGAAAUGUUGAAGGUUUUAUUCUAAGUCAUUAUAAUGAAAAGUAUUUGUUGUCUUUAACCCUUAUGUUUUCAUAUUUCUUGAAGAUUAAUGUUGUACCCCAAAUUCUGAUUUUUAGAAAUACUGUAAUAGAUAGAGUGUAAAAGUAUUUUCAUAUUCAUCAGUUUCAUACACUUAAACAAGCACUUAGAGAAUAUUUUUAACCCUUUUUCCAAAGCACAGAAACAAAUAUGUAGAAGUCUGAUAUAUUUAUUUUAUACCUGUAAUGUGAACAAAUCAUAACAUGAUUAUUUUUAAGUAAGUACUGCAGGGUCAUAUAUUGACUGUAGAUUGUUAAGCAGGCUGAUAUACAUGAAUAAGAUUAUAGAUAUUUUGCAUUCAAGGAUGCAGAUGAUCUCAAAUCUGCAGACAUUUUACUUUUAUAAACAGCUUGAAAUUAUUUGUCUUUGUAUAGCUUAAGAAAAAUUAGUUUUAUUGCGUAGAAAAAAAGGAAGCAAAUUUUUUUAAAUUUCAGUAGCACUUAUAUUAUAAAUAAACUGUACAAACAUUUUUAUGGUAGGUUAUAUGCAAUAAAUAUCACAACUGUACAAAAUUAACAUUUUGCCCUUUAACAUAAUAAAAUUAUAAAUUUU